UGUAUGUCUUUUAUAACACACAUUGAGUUGAUUGUUGACAACAAUACCAGAGUUCAGCUGUUUUUGUCAAUACAUUGAGUAAAUCAAUUGAUUGUCACCAAAAACACGUCCACUUCUUUGCCCUCUAAUUGCCAUUUAUUAGUGAAUUUAUGUUUUAAUUAUAAUAUAAUGUUUUUACUAUAAACCAUAGGAUUAUUAAUUAAUUAACUAAUUGUUUGUAAAAUUUGAAAAAUAGGCAAAAAAUAUACAAAUUGUGAAUUGAUUUGAAAGCAUUUGUGUACUUCAAUGGGGUACGACACGACCCGCUUUGACGCACCCGUCGAUGAAGAGCUCAUUUGUCCCAUUUGUUCCGGUGUUCUCGAAGACGCUCUUCAAGCUCCGGUCUGUGAACACGCCUUCUGUGGUUCGUGUAUUAAAGAAUGGCUGUCUCGUCAGAUGACAUGUCCAGUGGACAGACAACCGGUCAGUUCAUCGCAGCUGAAGUCCGCGCCACGGAUUCUGCGAAAUCUAUUGUCGCGUCUGAACAUAGAGUGCGAUAACGCGUCCUUCGGCUGCAAAGCGAUCGUUAAAUUAGAUUUACUUCAAAACCAUUGCAAUGAAUGUGAGUUCAAUCCUAAAAAGCCGGUCCCGUGUGAGUCGGGCUGCGGACUAAUUGUGCCCAAAGACGAACUUAAGGAUCACAACUGUGUCCGCGAUCUUCGCUCGUUCUGCGAGAAACAGACGGAACAGAUCACAAAAUUACAGCAAAACUAUAACGAUAUCAAGCGUGAGGUGAAUAUGUUGAAGGACUGCGUUCGGGCCAUCCGUGCGGCCAAUCCUAACGGCAUUCCGGCGAUCGUCGAGAGCUUCGAACACGACGAGGUCGAGCGCUGGGCCGCCACUCUUCAGAGGGCUCGAGUGACGCGAUGGGGAGGAAUGAUUAGUACACCCGAUGUGUCGCUCCAGGAAUCGGUGCGCAAAGCGCUGAUAGACUCGUCGUCUCCGUUGCAUAUAAUCAAUGAGUUGAUGGAGAACUCACACGAGCGCCGGUGGCCGCCCGGCCUCAGCACUCUCGAGAUUCGCCAAAUGAAUCGUCGUUUGUAUGAUAACUAUAUCUGUCGCCGCAUUCCCGGCCGCCAAGCGGUGGUUGUGAUGACAUGCGAUAACCCACACAUGAACGAAGACAUGCUUCUGGACCCGGGGCUCGUCAUGAUCUUCGCUCACGGCAUCGAAUGAACGCCCCAUUUGUGUAGUUAUCGCCGCAUCGAUCCAUUCAUCACAAAAUACAACUAUUUUUGCAAUUAUUUUAAAAUCAUUAUUAAAGUGAAUAUGAAAUGAAAUGUUGGACACUAUUGAACGCAAAACAGUUUUUCUCUCUCUUUAUUCAGUGUUUGGCAAUAUUUACGUUACUUUUUAAACAUUUACUUUUACUCGUAAUUCAAAUGCAAUUUGAUUUUUGGUAUCAAUUUAUUUGUUUAAUGAUAUAAAGCAAUGGAUUUGAUUUGAUCUCCGAUUCCCUAAAUUGUAAUUUUAAUGUAUUGGCGAAAGUGAAGC
Messenger RNA from Medioppia subpectinata, 1533 nucleotides. Lineage: Eukaryota; Metazoa; Arthropoda; Arachnida; Sarcoptiformes; Oppiidae. The record is from the annotation of a GenBank genome assembly.